AUGCCUUUCCACAAGUUGGUUAAGAACAGCGCGUACUACAGUCGCUACCAGACCAAGUACAAGCGCAGACAGCAGGGAAAGACCGACUACUACGCCCGCAAGCGCCUCAUCACCCAGGCCAAGAACAAGUACAAUGCUCCCAAGUACCGCAUGGUCGUCCGCUUCACCAACAAGGACAUCAUCACCCAGAUCGUCUCUUCCGAGAUCUCUGGUGACAAGGUCUUCGCCGCUGCCUACGCUCACGAGCUCAAGGCCUACGGUAUCAAGCACGGUCUGACCAACUGGGCUGCCGCCUACGCCACCGGUCUCCUCCUCGCCCGCCGUGUCCUGAAGAAGCUCGGUCUCGAUGAGGACUUCACCGGUGUUGAGGAGCCCGAUGGUGAGUUCACCCUCACCGAGGCCGCCGAGACCGACGACGGUGAGCGCCGCCCCUUCAAGGCCUUCCUCGACAUUGGUCUUGCCCGUACCUCCACUGGUGCCCGUGUCUUCGGUGCCAUGAAGGGUGCUUCCGACGGUGGUCUUCUGAUCCCCCACUCCGAGAAGCGAUUCCCCGGCUACGAUAUGGAGACCAAGGAGCUCGAUGCCGACACCCUCCGCAACUACAUCUUCGGUGGCCACGUCGCUGAGUACAUGGAGACUCUGGCCGAUGAUGAUGAGGAGCGCUACCAGAGCCAGUUCCAGCAGUACAUCGACGACGACGUCGAGGCUGAGGGACUCGAGGAGCUCUACACCGAGGCCCACGCCGCCAUCCGUGAGGACCCCUUCAAGAAGGUCGAGGGCGAGGGCCCCAAGAAGACCAAGGAGGAGUGGAAGGCCAUCUCCCUCAAGUACCGCACUCCCCGCUCCACCAAGGCCGAGAAGGAGGAGCGCGUCAAGGCCAGAAUCGCAGAGCUGCUGGCCGAGGAAUAA
Molecule: messenger RNA, 909 nt
Organism: Clonostachys rhizophaga
Lineage: Eukaryota; Fungi; Ascomycota; Sordariomycetes; Hypocreales; Bionectriaceae
Source: the annotation of a GenBank genome assembly